Syngnathus typhle (broad-nosed pipefish) is the source of this 2434-nucleotide messenger RNA. It is a transcript of the gene sap30l, whose product is annotated as sap30-like. Gene Ontology annotation, molecular function: protein binding; transcription coregulator activity. The transcript is spliced from 4 exons. The coding region runs from base 419 to 961 and encodes 180 amino acids. Lineage: Eukaryota; Metazoa; Chordata; Actinopteri; Syngnathiformes; Syngnathidae. The record is from RefSeq and is a predicted model, not a curated record. Gene Ontology annotation, biological process: regulation of DNA-templated transcription. Gene Ontology annotation, cellular component: histone deacetylase complex.
AAUUGCGGCGAGGGAGGGAGGGACACUUCCGUUCCCCCCACUCCAGCACGUCCGUCGCAAAAGGCGAUUGUCGCGAUUGGAACGCCAAGUUGUUUGCAAAAAACGUGUCGCGCUCGUUGGCUUGGAGUUGAAGCCAACCCGGAGUAGGUCGCGAUUGCUGUCAUAGGCCAAACGUGGGCGCUCAACGGAAGAUCCAUUCCACCUUGUGCUAACUAGCCGCAGCUAGUACACGUUAGCCGGCCGCGGUCGAAUGGCGACAGGCAGCAGCAGCAGCAGCAGCAUGUUUUCGGCUCGUUUCGGAGGAUUUCGGCGCUAAAAAGGCCUCAUUGGGGGAAAUCAGCCCGAUCCCGACCGGCUCAUCCCCUCACCGGACUUGUGUGUGUCAAAGUGUUUUGUUGAGGAAGUGGUUCCGUCCAGGAUGAAUGGCUUCAGUACCGAGGAGGACAGCCACGACGGGCCGCCCGCGCCGCCCCUUUACGGCCAGAGCUGCUGCUUGAUCGAGGACGGCGAGCGAUGCGGCCGCUCCGCCGGCAACGCCUCCUUCAGCAAGCGGAUCCAGAAGAGCAUUUCGCAGAAGAAACUCAAGCUGGACAUCGACAAGAGCGUGCGCCACUUGUACAUCUGCGACUUCCACAAGAACUUCAUCCAGAGCGUGCGCAACAAGAGGAAGAGGAAGACGAGCGACGACGGCGGCGAGUCCCCGGACCAUGACGUGGAGGUGCCAGAGGUGGACCUGUUCCAGCUGCAGGUGAACACGUUGCGGCGCUACAAGCGACACUACAAGCUGCAGACCAGGCCCGGCCUCAACAAGGCCCAGCUAGCCGAGACGGUGAGCCGUCACUUCAGGAACAUUCCGGUGAACGAGAAGGAAACGCUGACCUACUUUAUUUACAUGGUGAAGAGCAGCAAGAGCCGCUUGGACCAGAAGGGCGACGGCGGCGGCAGCAAAGCGCUCGACUAAAAAAAAAAGAAAAACGCAAGCGGCCGACACGACGAGACGAGGACAAAGGGCCAAAAAGUGGACCCUCCCGCCAAAAAGCGCAUCCCGGGAGGGCGGUCGCAACCAUCCGCCGACCGUCGUUUGCUUGGCCCAAACCUUUGCGACUCGAGCACCGGCCGGGACUGACUCGCGUUGACUUUGCCUACCCUACCGUGUGCCGCCGCCACAAGGCUCACCGACAGAAUGAGCACCCCUUUGACCUCGUCGGGAAAGUCAACAUAACGUACUUCCAAAAAUCCUUUGGUUUUGAACUUAAGGACCAGGACCAGACUGCUGACAUUUUGCAUGUGGUCUUUUCCCCACCAAGAUGCGCACUGCGUAAAGAAAUGAAUGCUAGCACUGACACGGGCGAUAAAAGCUCUUGGCCCAGUCUUUAACCCUCCUGUUAUUUUGCAGGUAGUAAGUAUUACAUGCCGUGCGUGGCUUAAUCUAUGACAACAACUCCAUUGGAAUGGUGAGUCAUGAAAAAAAAUAUUCUCAUUGGCAUUUUUUUUUUUUUCCCAACAACUUCCAAAUAAUGGGUCAAAUUGACCUAGGAACAAUUUUGGUUCCUUAGAAACAAAUAGUCAUUUUACAUAAAAGCCUUCACCCAAAAGCUUAGUAUUGAUUGUUAUAUGUGAAAAGCUAGAAGAAGAAAAAACCCUCAUGUAACGGUGCGGCUCAAAUUGACCCGUCUAAAACAAUUUUAAGCGUAGUGGUUACAAUACAUGAUUUGUUUUUUGCUACUAUCCCACUGCUGACACUUUUUGGUGAAUGGGUCAUAUUGACCCACUGUCAAACGUUCUGGCCUUUUUAACGUAAAUAUGCACAAGUACAUGUUUUGGGAAAUUUGUUUACUCGUUCUGACAGUUAUUGGAUAACGUUUCAAACUGAUCACUAUUAAUGCAACAGGAGUUUAAACAAAAAUCUCUCGCCAUGAAAAGCUCCAUAACCCGCAAUGUCAAAAAAGUCACAGUUGAAUUUUUGGAUAUGAAUCCCCACCCAAAUUUGGGGCAACGGUCAAAUGGACCCAGAGAACAUGAUAGGUUUUCCGAAGAAAGCAACAGAAACAGGAGGGUUAAAUCCACCCGUGAUGAGUGUUUAUCGUCGGAGAGCGCUGUGCUGCGAUGCGACGCGCUUGUUUGUAAUCCUAGAUAGCUGAAGGCUAGCUGUAGUUCUUAAACAACCAAACUUGAGCAGGCUUUUCGCUUUAGUCGAACUACAACAGUAAGAAAGUGUUUGUACACACUUUUAUUUGGGAUUAUUUUGUUGUUUGUCCUGCCCACAUUUGUAGUUUUGCUGUUAGUUUUCCAUUGGCAUCACAUAGCUGAUGACUUGUCUUUCUUCACACAUAAGCUGCAUUAACCGUGGUCAUAUUAGAAAGCCCACUUGUAUUUAAAUAUGGCUGCUUAUCGCUCCUCCUAAUGAAACAAAUAAAUGUACAGGCUUAUUAUA